Messenger RNA from Serinus canaria (Common canary), 2652 nucleotides. RefSeq names its product MAX network transcriptional repressor (gene MNT). The coding region runs from base 106 to 1794 and encodes 562 amino acids. Gene Ontology annotation, molecular function: protein dimerization activity; RNA polymerase II cis-regulatory region sequence-specific DNA binding; DNA-binding transcription factor activity, RNA polymerase II-specific. Gene Ontology annotation, biological process: regulation of transcription by RNA polymerase II. The record is from RefSeq and is a predicted model, not a curated record. The transcript is spliced from 6 exons. NCBI's taxonomy places the organism in Eukaryota, Metazoa, Chordata, Aves, Passeriformes, Fringillidae.
UCUUGUCGCCAGCGCUGCGGCCGGCGGGGCGAGCCCGGGGCGGCGCGGGCGGGGCGGGCCCGCGCUCCGGGCGGCGGCGGCGGCGACGGCGGCCGGGCCCGCGCCAUGAGCAUCGAGACGCUGCUGGAGGCGGCGCGGUUCCUGGAGUGGCAGGCGCAGCAGCAGCAGACCGCACGUGAGGAGAAUGAGAAGCAUGAGAAGCUCUGCCUGGAGAGGGAGCAGGAGCAGAAGAAGGCGGGCAAGGCCAGCGUGCCACGGGCCAACAGCACCCUAUCCCCAGAGGAGCCCCGGAGCGAACUGCUGGUGCCCAUCUCCCCCCCGGGCCCAGUGCCCCUGCCACCCCCGCCCCUGGCAGCUCCCAUUUCAGUCAUUCCCAUCCCCGUUGUCACCAGUUCCCCCCAGCAAGCAGCCCAGACCGCCCUGUCGCCGCCGCUCGUGCAGCGCCACCAGCCCCUCUUAAGCACUCCCAGCGUCCCCAAGGAAGCGCCGUCGGUGGCACCGGUGAUCCAGCGGCCGCCGGGCCCGCACCUGCCGGACGGGAAGGCGGCCACGCCGCCCUCGGGCAGCCCCAAGCAGCUCCCGCACUACGCGGCGCCGGUGCUGGCCAUCUCCCAGCACCAUGUGGUGCCGCAGCCCAUCCAGCCCCUGCAGCACCCGGCAGCGCCCGCGCCCCUCGGCGCCCUGAAGCUGGCGCCGGCCGACGACAUGAAACCCAUCGAGCUCAAGAAGAGAAUUGGAGGGGUUGGGACCAGGGAAGUACAUAAUAAAUUGGAGAAGAACAGACGUGCACAUUUGAAAGAAUGCUUUGAGACAUUAAAGCGCAACAUCCCCAACGUAGAUGACAAGAAGACCUCAAACCUCAGCGUCCUCAGGAGUGCCUUGCGAUACAUCCAGACUUUAAAGAGGAAGGAAAAAGAAUAUGAGCACGAGAUGGAGCGGCUGGCGAGGGAGAAGAUCGCUACGCAGCAGCGGCUGGCAGAACUGAAGAACGAGCUGAGCCAGUGGAUGGAUGUUCUGGAGAUUGACAGAAUUAUUCGACAGACAGUUCAGCCAGAGGAUGACCAGGCAUCUACCUCGACAGCAUCAGAGGGUGAAGACAACAUGGAUGAAGAUAUGGAAGAUGACAGGCCAGUGAACUCAUUACCAAAACUCACCCAGCGCCAGCACCCAGAGCUGCUGAAAGCCGUCCCGCCCAGUGCUGCUCCCCCCCUGCCCGCGGUCCUGCCCCCACACGUGUCCAUCCAGCAGAAGCCCCAAGCCCAGCCCUCGCUGCAGACGCAGGCGCUGGUCCCGCCGCAGGCCAUCGUCCCUGCACAGACUCACAUCGUGGCGGCCUCGACCGUGCAAUCGACUGUUAUCGCCCACACGGCCACCACCCACGCCUCGGUCAUCCAGACUGUCAACCACGUCAUUCAGGGGCCACAGACCAAGCACAUUGCUCACAUUGCACCUUCCACAUCCAGCCCCGUGCAACUCACCACUGCUGCUCAGCCCAUCGGCCACAUCACUGUGCACCCGGCCACCAUCAACCACAUGGCCCACCUGGGCCCACAGCUGCCCAUCUACCCCCAGCCCGUGGCCGUCAGCCAGCCCGUGGUGAGCCACAUCGCUCACACCAUCUCGCACCAGCAAGUGAACGGCACGGCGGGCCUGGGCCAGCCGGCCGUGAUGGCCAAGCCGGCCGUGGGCACCCAGGUUGUCCAUCACCCGCAGCUGGUGGGGCAGACGGUCCUAAACCCCGUGACUAUGGUGACCAUGCCGUCGUUCCCGGUGAGCACGCUGAAGCUGGCCUAGAGAGGACGGUGCACCGGCGAGGUCUUUGUUGGGAACCUUUCCUAAGGAAACUCCGUACAUUCCAACCACGCCUGGCUCGGCGGGACAAGGCGCGGAACGCCGAGGGCGGCGGGGCCAGCCUGUCCCCGGUGCCCGGGCUAUCCCCAUGCCCGGGCUGUCCCCGGUGCCCGGCCUGUCCCCGGUGCCCGGGCUGUCCUGGUCCCCAGGCUGUCCCGGUGCUCCGGCUGUCCCGGUGCCCGGACUGUCCCCACGCCCGGCCUGCCACCAGGACAGCGCCGCGCCGCGCUCGGGGCCGUGCCGCUGAGAGACUUCAAAGACAGUUGUUCAUGGUGAUUUUUUUUCCUUUUAUGUGUAAUGAGUGAACUAUGGAUAUGAUGUUCUUAAGACUUUAAUUUUGCCCUCUUAUGUGUUGCUUCUUUGUAGAAUAAAAAUUGCUGAUCUCUUUAUUGAGACAUUGCGUAGAAUGGGGAAAAAAAAUCAUAGAAGUCUAUAUUUAUAUAUAUGUGUGUAUGUGUGUGUAUAUAUAUAUGUAUAUACAUAUAUAUAUAAAUAUAACAUUUGAAGGCCUUUUGUAAGGUUGAUUAUUUUGCAGGAUUAUGAAACAAAAUUCAUUUUUGGAGGAAGAAGCCAGAGUGUCCUCUCUAAACAAGAAACUAUAAGAUAGAUGGUUUGGUGGACCAGAGUACAGUGACAAAAAACCCCCAACAACAAACCACGAGUCAAACCAUGUUAAAGGUAUUUCCCAUCAAUAUAUUACAUUUCAAAAACCAUCUAAAAUCACUGUGACUUGUUAUGGCAUUUUAAGGAAAUUCUCUGUCCUGUCUAAUAAAAGGAAAAAGAAUACACGACCAGACUUGA